AUUCAUAUUGUUUUCAUUGGAUAUCUCGUAAUUCCGAGAGGUCAGAUGUCAAGAAUGCCGUCGUUAGUGUUGAAAUGCAUGCUGCUGUGUACGUUAAUGCAUGGAACAGUGUUUUCCUGUAUGCUGAAGAAUCACACCAUAUGGAUUGAGAGGCAAGACUGCGGCCAGUGUGUGGCAAUCAACACAACCAUAUGCAGCGGCUACUGUCACACACAGGACACCAAUUUGAAAGGAAGGUUCGGGAGGAUUUUCUUGAUCCAGCGCAGCUGUGUGCCUCUCUCUCUGGUGUACCGAGCCGUCCAUGUUCCGGGCUGCCCUCAGGAUGUAAACUCACAGCUGUAUUAUCCUGCGGCCCAGCGCUGCAGCUGCAGGCGCUGCAACACGCGCUCGCACCACUGUGUCCGCACCAGCCGGGUCUCUAAAGACCGAUGCACCGUGACCCUGGGCGGUGUGAAGAACCAAACCCAGCCCGCUGUGAAAAACUGA
Messenger RNA from Trematomus bernacchii (emerald rockcod), 486 nucleotides. RefSeq names its product thyrotropin subunit beta-like. The transcript has 3 exons. Gene Ontology annotation, cellular component: cytoplasm; extracellular region. Bases 46 to 486 code for a protein of 146 amino acids. Gene Ontology annotation, molecular function: hormone activity. Lineage: Eukaryota; Metazoa; Chordata; Actinopteri; Perciformes; Nototheniidae. The record is from RefSeq and is a predicted model, not a curated record. Gene Ontology annotation, biological process: G protein-coupled receptor signaling pathway.